Molecule: messenger RNA, 998 nt
Organism: Dinoponera quadriceps
Lineage: Eukaryota; Metazoa; Arthropoda; Insecta; Hymenoptera; Formicidae
Product: EF-hand domain-containing family member B-like
Exons: 5
Coding region: 520-981 (153 amino acids)
Source: RefSeq, a predicted model, not a curated record
CUUAUGUAUAUACAUAUAACACAAUGAGGGGAGGGUGUGCUUUUUCCCGUAAAUAAAAGUAUAUGAUCAGCGGAAAAUAUAACGGCAAACGAAAACCGUAUCGGCUGUCAUUGAAUUGGAGCGGAUUCGAGUGCGAUCGAGUCGCUUGAUCUGUAAUCGGCACUUGUCACGUCGCAGUUACAAGAAGCCCUUCGACAAAUCUCAACGAUUCGGCAAGCCCCGGAAGUGUCACGCGUCGGAGUCGCGAGCCAAGAGAAUCUUGACGUGGAUCAAUCGCGAGCCAGUUACGUUGGUUGAUCGUUCGCAAGCGGACUUCGUAAAGCGCACGAGAUCAUCCGUCGGACGUACCAGGAGUGCCUCGGGGUUUUAUCCGAGGAUAGAGUCUUCGCGAUUUUCAAAGGACAUCGCGUGUGUCCGAACGAGGAAUUUCUCGCACCGUUAAUAGACGCGUUGCAGUUACGCAAAAACGGAAAUAUCGACUAUAGAGGAUUGCUCGAUCUCUUGAAUUGGAGGCGCAGUAUGCCGGUCUUGCCCAAAAUGCAACAAGCGUCAUCGGCAAGUUCAGAUUACGUAACAACAUAUGGCGACAGCAUAGGAAACAUCUCGACGUUUGAUGACACUCAGGUUCACGCGGCUGGGCUUCCAUCUGCGAGGUCGAAUAGACCGAGCAUGAUGCUAAUACGUGCUGAUGUAUCUUCGAAAAAGGAUUUAGACGAUCAAACUGCCAUUCAUUGCUCGAUACCGCCCGACAUUUUUACAAAACACGGCUUAACGCGUACAGAUCUUUUUAUGGCUCGUAAUAAAGAAGAAAUUCGGAGUAUAUUCGAAGAUGUCGGUUUCAAAUUCCCGAAGAACAGCUUCGACUCGCUUUGGCAGGAAGCACUGUUGAAGGAUCGCACAGGCGGUGUGUGCGUGGAAACAUUUCGGCAGCUGCUUGUUGUGUCGGGCUGUUGUGCAGCGAAGGAAGAAACGUGUGAAUAGAAAACACGGGCAAUUUU